CUAGGGGUAUUUAUAUCAUAUUGAUAAGACUAAGUUUACUAUCUUGGCAUUUCGAAUCCUCCUUCUCUUUGGUCGCUCUAGAACAAAUCACUCAAGCACGCUACCCAUCAAGGUGCUGGCUGUGACAUCCCUCUUCAACAUAAGAACCCCUCCAAAUCCUCUUCCCCCCCACAAACCCUCAACACCUCUCAGACUCUCACCGUCCCGCCAGCCAAGAUGAUGGAGGCAGCAGCAAGUGCAGCGAACGCCGUUCGCAGUCUCUUCCAAGACACUACCCCUCUGAAAGCAAAAUGGCAAAGAAUCGACUUCCCACCACUGCCCCGCUCCUCGCACUCCCUCUCUGUCGUCGCCGGACGAGCCUACAUCUUCGGUGGGGAGAUCAACCCACGCGAGCCCAUUGACAACGACAUGCAUAUCGUCGCUCUUCCAUCGAGUCGUGACGUCUCAGCCUCCGAUUACCAUUCCGUCCCCGCCAAACCAGAAGUCGCUGGUGGUGAAGUGCCCCAGAAGAGAGUCGGACAUACCGCGGCAGUUAUCGGGGAGCGGAUAUUCGUCUUUGGCGGUAGGGGAGGGAAGGACAUGAAGCCAUUGGAAGAGAACGGACGAGUGUGGAUCUACAAUACGCGGACUGAUACCUGGACCUUUCUCGACCCGAUGCCAGGAACUCCAUAUCCCGUUGCGCGAUCCUACCACACGAGUGUCGCACUGGAGAAGCCCGAGCCGUCAAAUGCAAAGGAGGCAAGCGGGGUUGUAGAGGGGGCACAGGCAGACGGGGAGGCGAACGGGCAUGGCACCUUGUUUAUACAUGCGGGGUGCCCGGCGGCGGGGAGGACGAAUGAUCUUUGGGGUUUUGACGUCAGGAGUCGGACAUGGAAGGAAUAUCCCUCUGCGCCUGGAAAACCGAGAGGGGGUACCUCAAUCGCGGUCUCGAAGCACAGGCUCUAUAGAUAUGGGGGAUUCAAUGGGCAGGGAGAAGAGGGUGGCGAAAUGACGCUUACGGCAAAAGGGGAGUGGCAUAGUCUUGACUUCACGGAGGAGAAUAUGGUGUGCCCAGGGAAUAGGAGUGUGGCUGGCUUGCAAUCUAUCAGCACGGGAGCGGGGAGGGAGUACCUGGUCCUAAUGCUGGGCGAGCGGGAUCCAAGUAGCCAAGGUCAUAACGGAGCAGGCAAGUUCUGGGGCGACGUUUGGGCAUUCCAAUGUCCACCACAGGGCAUGACGGCUGCCUCGUUCAUAGAUGCGGCGUGGCAGGCUAUGGGGAAAGAGACGGGCGAGGGUCUAUGGAGUCGGCUAGAGGUUGCCAAUGCUGAGGGAGCCGAGGGUCAGGAUGUGAAAAAGCUUGGUCCUGGGGAGAGAGGAUGGUUCGCAAGUUCGGGUAUGGGAGACCUGGAUGUCAGUGGCAUCGUUCUCUCGGGAGGCCUGAAUGGAAACAAUGAAAGACAAGAUGAUAUGUGGGUCUUAAGAAUUGAAUGAGCAAUGAGCCAGAUCUGGAAGAAUAGGAGGAACGACAAUGUGCUUUUUCGAUAAGCUUCAAAAUAUAAGCAUGCACGAGAAAGUGGAGUUUAUGUUG
Messenger RNA from Amorphotheca resinae ATCC 22711, 1567 nucleotides. RefSeq lists its product as hypothetical. NCBI's taxonomy places the organism in Eukaryota, Fungi, Ascomycota, Leotiomycetes, Helotiales, Amorphothecaceae. The record is from RefSeq and is a predicted model, not a curated record. Gene Ontology annotation, molecular function: protein binding. Bases 217 to 1470 code for a protein of 417 amino acids. The transcript has 2 exons.